Pediculus humanus corporis (human body louse) is the source of this 924-nucleotide messenger RNA. RefSeq lists its product as uncharacterized. Gene Ontology annotation, molecular function: glutathione specific gamma-glutamylcyclotransferase activity; gamma-glutamylcyclotransferase activity. Gene Ontology annotation, cellular component: cytoplasm. Gene Ontology annotation, biological process: glutathione catabolic process. The transcript is spliced from 3 exons. Bases 1 to 924 code for a protein of 307 amino acids. The record is from RefSeq and is a predicted model, not a curated record. NCBI's taxonomy places the organism in Eukaryota, Metazoa, Arthropoda, Insecta, Psocodea, Pediculidae.
AUGAAAUCCUUUCUUCCAUCGUCUUCGUCACCACGUAACGAAAAACAAAUAAAAGUUGAUGACGUCACGGGAGUACCAACGAGUGAAAUGAUUGAAUUAACGAUACAAAAUUUUGACUGGUUAGAAGAGGAUGAACAACCCGACGGUACGGGAAUGUGGAUAUUCGGUUAUGGAUCUCUCUGCUGGAAUCAGGGAUUUACGUACGAAAAAUCAAUGACCGGAUUCAUAAAAGGAUUUUCCAGGAAAUUUUGGCAGGGAAAUGCAACGCAUAGAGGAACGCAUAAAAAGCUUGGCAGAGUGGCAACACUGAUAGAGGAUGAUACGGGUACCGUGUGGGGUCAAGCUUUCCAAGUUAAAGAAAAAGAAGCUUUUUCGUAUUUGGACAACAGGGAGUGCAAACUCGGUGGGUACCUCACGACGAUAUCGACAUUUUACCCGAGACAAGAUGAUGAUAAAACAUCCGUCGUCAAACCGUUUCCGGUUAUUUUAUAUUUGGCAACGUCGUCGAAUCAAUAUUGGUUGGGUGAUUCUCCACUACCGGAAAUAGCAAAUCAAAUAGUCAAUUCGUCCGGUAAUUCCGGUCACAACGUCGAAUACCUUUUGAAAUUGGCCGAAUUCAUACGGGAAAACAUACCGGAAGCGAUAGACGAUCAUUUAUUCACUCUGGAAAAUUUAGUGAGAUCGAUAAUAGAAAGAGAAAAACUUUCGUUGGAUGAAUUAAUGGGAGGAAAAACCGUUAAAAAUAAAUUAAAAGAAGGCGGUGCCGUCGAUGAAUCGGAUGACGAUGGCAACGUCGGCAACGUCGACGACGGAAACGGUGAAAUGAUUGGAGAAAAUGCCGGAAACGGAAACGAAAGGACUGAAUCUUAUCAUUUCACAUCAAAUUUACCUAAGAAAAAUCUUCGAUGCGUUAAUAUUUGUUAA